UCCACGUGAAGAAGAGGAGGGAAAACGAAAGAAGCGAGAGAGUUCGAACGCCAAGGAAGAAAAAAGAAAAUGGCCUCCUCCUUAUCCUUCUCAAGCUCGCUCGAUGGCCGUUUGCUCCAGGAGAAUCAGUUAAUCAGGAACCCUAAAUUCCCUCUUCAGAAGCUUAACCGACGUCUCCGUGGAUCUCUCUCCGAAAAGGCAAAAAAUGAUGAUGGUCAUGAAGUCUUCUCCCAGUUCAAACAGCUGAAACAUGUGGCUUGUGGUUUGCUUGCUGUAUGGUCAGUGUCAACUGCUUCUCCAGUCUUGGCUGCAAAUCAGAGGUUGCCUCCACUAUCAACAGAGCCAAAUCGCUGUGAGCGUGCAUUUGUCGGCAAUACAAUUGGCCAAGCAAAUGGUGUUUAUGAUAAGCCAAUAGACCUACGUUUUUGUGAUUAUACAAAUGACAAGUCCAAUCUGAAAGGGAAAUCACUGGCCGCAGCUCUCAUGUCUGAUGCAAAGUUUGAUGGUGCUGAUAUGUCUGAAGUUGUGAUGUCAAAAGCAUAUGCCGUUGGAGCAAGUUUUAAGGGGGUAGACUUCAGUAAUGCAGUUCUUGAUCGGGUUAAUUUUGGAAAAGCUGACCUAGAGGGAGCAGUCUUUAAGAACACAGUGCUGUCUGGUUCCACCUUUGAUGAUGCCAAAUUGGAUGGCGCAAUUUUUGAGGACACCAUCAUAGGUUACAUUGAUCUACAGAAGCUAUGUGUAAACACAACCAUCAAUGCUGAAGGGAGAGCUGAGCUUGGAUGCAGGUGAAUGUUUUGGAGCUUCUGUAUCCUCUAUCUUCUCUCCUUUCCUCAAAAUCUUGGGAUAUAAUGUUCAUAUCCAUUUUGUUGCAUUACCAAAUGAGUCCACAUGUAUCUCUUCUUGUAUAAAGGAAUGGUGAAUCCACAUACAAGCUUGCUUUGUCUCAGUUGCUAAUUGUCCUGUUGUGCCAUGCUUUGCUUUCACAAAUAUGGAAGUUGGCAAACAGUAGUUGUAAUUUC
Messenger RNA from Nymphaea colorata (pocket water lily), 1019 nucleotides. Its product is annotated as thylakoid lumenal 17.4 kDa protein, chloroplastic. The record is from RefSeq and is a predicted model, not a curated record. Lineage: Eukaryota; Viridiplantae; Streptophyta; Magnoliopsida; Nymphaeales; Nymphaeaceae. Bases 70 to 789 code for a protein of 239 amino acids. The transcript is spliced from 4 exons.